Messenger RNA from Nymphaea colorata (pocket water lily), 1044 nucleotides. RefSeq names its product cyclin-dependent kinase inhibitor 3-like. Gene Ontology annotation, molecular function: cyclin-dependent protein serine/threonine kinase inhibitor activity. Bases 145 to 825 code for a protein of 226 amino acids. The transcript is spliced from 4 exons. NCBI's taxonomy places the organism in Eukaryota, Viridiplantae, Streptophyta, Magnoliopsida, Nymphaeales, Nymphaeaceae. Gene Ontology annotation, biological process: negative regulation of cyclin-dependent protein serine/threonine kinase activity. Gene Ontology annotation, cellular component: nucleus. The record is from RefSeq and is a predicted model, not a curated record.
CGCUUCUUCUCUCUCAUUCCUUUUCCCACCAAUCACCGAGGAUCAACCCCAUUUUAGGCUCUCGGUCUUUCUCUGGGAGCCGUCGUCGCCGUCUUACACUGGUUGUUACACAACCGGGAGGAGAAGAGGGAGGAGGAGGAGGAGAUGGGGAAGUUCAUGAGGAAGUGCAAGGAGAUGGGGGAGGUGGCGGUGGUGGAGGUGCCGCCGGUAGGGGGAGCGAGGACGAGGGCGAGGGCGCUGGCGGAGCUGAGGAAGAGGAGCAGUGUGGGGUCAGAGGAGCUGCAGGUCUCCUACCUGGAGCUGAGGAGCAGGAGGCUUGCCAAGAACGGGCCCCCCAAGGAGAAGAAGAGGGAAUUCGGGUCCAGGGUGGUGGCCCAGGAGUCGCCGGCGGUGAAUUCUGGUGCCGGAGACGAGGACGCUAGGGUUUCCAUGUGUUCCGGCACGGGGUCGAGCGAGGAGGACAAGGUCGCGGCGGUGAGGAGCGGUAGCGUCUCGGAUCCGGAGGUAGAGGCGUCGCUGGGAGAGAACUCUGCUGACUACGAGUGCAUAGAGAGCGUCAGAGAGACGACUCCGCCUAGCGAUCUCCGAGCGGAAUCCGAAGCUCUCGAGUCGACGACGAGCUCGGCCUUCAACGACUCCGCCAAUUACCGCCGGAAACCGUCGCGAGUGGCGGCCAGGACGACGCCUCCGGCCUCGGAGAUCGAAGAAUUCUUCGCUGCGUUCGAGAAGGAAGAAGAACGGCGAUUCGCCGAGAAGUAUAACUACGACGUGGUGAAGGAUAUUCCCUUGGCUGGCAGGUACGAGUGGGUGAAAGUGACGCCAUGAGAGAUGAGGACGAAGCUGAAUAGAAGAAAAUGAAAAGAAAAACCAACACCCAGAAGCCUCCAUUUGUUUCUUCCCCUCCUUCCCACCUCUAUUUACAAGGAAGUAAAAUUUCUGUUGUUUUCCAUUUUUCGUCUCUCCCCCUCAUAGUCUUCCUCUUUUGUACAUGAUUGGAAGAACACAGUCUCCUUAAUGUAGAAAUAAAGGAAAAAUUUACCCCAA